Messenger RNA from Laetiporus sulphureus 93-53, 2282 nucleotides. Its product is annotated as Clavaminate synthase-like protein. Lineage: Eukaryota; Fungi; Basidiomycota; Agaricomycetes; Polyporales; Laetiporaceae. Bases 58 to 2241 code for a protein of 727 amino acids. Gene Ontology annotation, molecular function: transcription coregulator activity; histone demethylase activity. The transcript is spliced from 8 exons. Gene Ontology annotation, biological process: protein demethylation; regulation of transcription by RNA polymerase II. The record is from RefSeq and is a predicted model, not a curated record.
GCUGCAGGCUCCGUACGCAGCCCAAACCGUUCAACGGAGUGCAUACUGAGUCAUAUAAUGGCCAAAGCCAGUCGACGCAAGAGUAGGUCAGCUACCCAGAAAACGGGCGAGUCAGGGGCCACCGUCGACGACAAGCAGGACGGCGCUGACGCUAGCCCUCGUGCGCAGGACGACGAUUCCUGUCCCGCGUGCAAGCCCAACGAGACCCAGCAGCAGUGGGAUGCGGCCGAUAAAGAGAAUUGGGUCCGCUGCGAUGCCUGCAAGACUUGGUAUCACUGGCGCUGUGCCGGCGACGGUGGCGAUUUGGACGCGGUCGAUAAGUGGUUCUGCAAAGCAUGCCUCGCUCAAGACCCCGCGCGGAUCAUCACUAUGAAACCACCUGCGCGCAAAUCCGCACGAAAGCGCACCCAGCGCGACUAUGCUGGCCUGCACAACACGGGCACCGAAGCUGGUCCUGACAGAUGGAUGCGAAUGCUCGAGGGCAAGCAGCUCAAGGGCGAUCCUUUUCGCCGUAUGAAGGGCAGUGAGGUCGGCAUCGAGUGGCUCGAGAACGACGACACCGCGAUGCGUGAGCCGAUCGUUGUCGAGAGCCCUGAGGGACUGGGCAUGAAGAUGCCUCCCAAGAACCUCACCGUGCGGGACGUUGCAGAUAUCAUCGGCGAGGAUUUUCCAGUGGAGGUUAUCGACGUUGCGACACAGUCUAACCUGCCCGGCUGGACGCUGGGCAAGUGGGCGGAGUACUACGACCGCGCGCCGUCCGAGCGCGAUAAAGUGCGAAACGUGAUCUCACUCGAGAUCUCUGGGACGGACCUCGCGGACAAGGUGCUUCCUCCGCGGAUCGUCCGGGAGUUCGACUGGGUGGAAAGGUUCUGGCCUAGCACGAAAAAGGGACGGGGCCACAACUACCCCAAGGUGCAGCUCUACUGUCUGAUGGGAACCGUGGGAUCGUGGACGGAUUGGCAUAUCGACUUUGCGGGAUCAUCUGUGUACUAUCACAUUCUGCACGGCUCCAAAGUAUUCUACUUUAUCAGGCCGACGCCUGCGAACCUGCUCGCAUAUGAGAAGUGGUCAGGAACGGAGAUGCAAAACAGCGCAUGGCUGGGCGAUAUGGUCGACGAAGUGUUCAAGAUCGAGCUGCACGAUGGGAACACGAUGAUCAUCCCUACCGGGUGGAUCCACGCUGUGUACACACCGGCCGACACCCUAGUGUUUGGCGGAAACUUCGUGCACUCGUACAACGUUCCUAUUCAGCUUAAAGUUCGCGAGAUUGAGAUCGCAACUCACGUCCCGAAGAAGUUUAGGUUCCCAUACUUUGUCCGGCUGUGUUGGUAUGUGGGAGAGAAGUAUCUACGCGACCUGAAGGCCAAAGAAGAGUUCUCAUCGCGGGUGCUUGAAUCUAUCGAGGCGCUGGCGGAUUUCCUUGUCUCGGAAGCGCGGGCGAUGGAACAUGGGACGGACCACGCGAAGAGAGAGGCGAGGGAACAGGUGCCGGGAGAUCGUGUCAAGGAUGCGUCGGCGCUGGCGCGGGAGCUGCGCUGGAGAAUCAAACAUGCAGCCGGCUACUCGAGCGAGGAUGAGGGACGCGGCGGCCGCAAGCUGGGAAAGACCCCGAGCUUUGGCGAACCGACUACGAAUGGCGUGGGACACAAGCGGAAGCGAUCAGAUGGCGGUGAGGACCGCGGAGGGAUGUUCAAGAACUUCACCAAGCGGAGAGUGUGGGAGGCUGUAGUCGAGAUGCCACCGGACGAGGAGAUCACGUGGAUCAGAGCGCGACGGCCCGCAGAGGGCGAAGACUGGAAAGCACGAUGGGGAGACUGGCAGGAGCUAAUGAGCACUGAAGAUGGGGAGUGGGUCGUGGUUGAGAGCCGGAAGGACGUGAUUGUGAAGGUGAGAAAGACGGAGAAGGGUAUUGAACGGCAGAGGGUGGAGAGGAUACUGGAGGACUGGGUGUGGAGAGGCGAUCCGUCUGCGCCGCCCUCGCCUGCAGUCGCUGCAAAGGUAGAGGUGGGUGCGAACGAGAAGAUCCCUUCUCCCCCGGCAGAUCCGACCAACGUUGAGAAGCUCACGACGAACGCAGACAACACGGACGUCACCGAGUUGGUUACAGUCUCUGCAGAUGCCUCUGCGCCAGAGACUAGGGCUGCGUCGAGCGUGCAGACGGAGGUGGAGAAAGUGGAUGUUGCAGCCGCGCCUGACGAUGCAAGCGCUGUCUCGAGUAGUGUGGACGCUACUAGUACAUGAAUUGAUGGUAUCCUUAUUGCAUACAUAUCUGUCUUGUCGUU